Molecule: messenger RNA, 1966 nt
Organism: Zymoseptoria tritici IPO323
Lineage: Eukaryota; Fungi; Ascomycota; Dothideomycetes; Mycosphaerellales; Mycosphaerellaceae
Exons: 4
Coding region: 53-1966 (637 amino acids)
Molecular function (GO): ATP-dependent protein folding chaperone; ATP binding
Source: RefSeq, a predicted model, not a curated record
GAACAACAACCUCGGUGCUCCCGGUCACCCUCAAGGUCGUCCUACCAGUCCAAUGCCUCCACCACCGAUCAACACCGGCGGCGGUCACGCAUACGCUCCUCAACAUCAGCAGCAGCUGUACCACCAACCCGCUCCUCCUGGGUAUCCUCUCAAUCAGCAGCCUCAGUCGGCUCAGCCGCACGGCUAUGGAUAUGGUACGGGAGUACAAGGACCCAACUCAUACAAUCGUCUGGCUGAGGUGGAAGGAAACAACCGGAACAAGGCUCAGCUGAUUGUCGGCAUUGAUUUUGGCACUACAUUCUCCGGCGUCGCAUUCGCCUUUGCUACCAAUACUGAAGCGAAAGAGGACAUCAUCGUUGAGUGGCCUGGCGCAGGUACUCAGACAAAACAAAAGAUCCCAACUGUACUCUAUUACGAUCAAAACCAGCAAGUCGUAGGAUGGGGACCCGACAUCGCCGAAGCACUGGCGCCCACCGGCUACCCGAAGCCAGGCGUACAAAAGGUGGAGUGGUUCAAAUUGCAACUCAUGCUGAGCGGAAACACCUAUAUCGAUCCCAUCAACCUUCCACCGCUUCCUCCGGGUAAGUCGGAGAUUGAUGUCGCCGCCGAUUACCUCUUCAAACUUCGACAGGCGAUGCGCAAUCAAUUGCAAAAGAGCUUGGGAGAGGUCUUCAAUCGUGAGGAGCGAAACAUUAAAUACUUCUUGACGGUGCCUGCUAUUUGGAACGACGCUGGCAAAGCUGCGACCCGUGCGGCUGCCAUCCAAGCUGGUUUUCUCCGCGAUGAGAACGACAACCGUUUGACUCUGAUCACCGAACCCGAAGCAGCAGCCAUGUUCUGCGCCAAGACUGGUCUGUUGAACCUCAAGGUGCAUGAUGCCAUUCUCAUCGUGGAUUGCGGUGGUGGUACUGUCGAUUUGAUCGCCUACGAAGUCGAGGAGGAGAACCCGUUCACAGUCGCAGAGUGCACAGCCGGAUCUGGUGACUCUUGUGGUUCAACAGCACUCAACCGCAACUUCUCCAACAUUCUCCGUGCGAAGAUUCGCAAGAUGAAACUCCCUGAUGGAUCCAAGACUGCAGGCAAAGUCUACGCCAAGUGCAUCAUGGACUUUGAGAACCGGAUAAAGGCAGAUUUCCGCAACAACGGCCAGAAGUGGGCUGUGGAUGUCGGUAUUGAGGCAGAGUUCCCUGAAGCCGGCAUCGAAGAAGGAUACAUGACCUUUACCAACGAGGAGAUUCUGCAGUGCUUCGAGCCUGUGGUGAACCGAAUUCUCGAGCUGGUUAGGAACCAGAUCAUUGCGAUCCAGGCGCAAAACCGAGCCCUGCAGAACGUCCUCGUCGUCGGAGGUUUCGGCGCCUCGGAAUACCUCUUUCAACAAAUCAAACUCCACGUCCCACCGCAAUUCCAAAACAAAGUCGUCCGACCCAUGGACUCGGUCGCCGCUAUCGUCAAAGGCGCUGUCACGGCCGGUAUCACCGAGCGGGUCAUCACCUCCCGCGUCGCCCGUCGACACUACCUCAUGGCCACCCUCCAACCCUUCAAAGAAGGCCACCACCCAGAACAAUACCGCGUGCCCUCCCUCGACGGCAAAGACCGAUGCAAAUACACCCGCCAAAUUUUCGUCCAAAAAGGUCAGCGCGUCAAGAUUGGCGAGCCGGUCAAGGUGUCCUUUUUCCGACAAGUCGCUCCCGGCGCGACGCUCAUGUAUGAGGAUGUCCUGUAUGCUUGCGACGAGGAUGUCUGUCCCGAGUACACCAAGGACCCGCGCAUCAAGGAGAUUGUCACGUUGACGAGUGAUUUGUCGCGGAAGAAUUUGGAAAAGGAUUUUGAGAGAAUGGAUACGCCGCAGGGGACAUUUUACCGGGUGUACUUUGAUAUUUAUCUUACUUUGGAUGGGAGUGAGUUUAAUGCGGAGUUGGUGUGUCAGGGUGAGGUUAUGGGGAGGUGUAGUGCGAGGUUUCGGUAG